Messenger RNA from Auxenochlorella protothecoides, 804 nucleotides. RefSeq names its product Spindle and kinetochore-associated protein 1-like protein. The record is from RefSeq and is a predicted model, not a curated record. Gene Ontology annotation, biological process: regulation of microtubule polymerization or depolymerization; chromosome segregation; mitotic cell cycle. The coding region runs from base 1 to 804 and encodes 267 amino acids. Gene Ontology annotation, molecular function: microtubule binding. Gene Ontology annotation, cellular component: mitotic spindle; outer kinetochore; spindle microtubule. The transcript is spliced from 4 exons. NCBI's taxonomy places the organism in Eukaryota, Viridiplantae, Chlorophyta, Trebouxiophyceae, Chlorellales, Chlorellaceae.
AUGGCCACGGGUGUCCUCGAGCAGGUGGUGCUGGCCUUCUCGGCCCAGAUAUCGGAGCUCCAGCAAGCCACGCUUCUGCGCGCCGAUGAUGCCAGUGCCGCCCUGUACAAGGAUGAUCUGGUGGCCCUGGAGUCCCGAGUGCGGGAGCUGGAGGGCAGGGUGCGGGGUGUAAGGGAGCAGCUGGCCAGGGACCGGGCCGCCCUCCCCGCCGCCCAGGCCGUGAUCCGGGCGGCUACUCUGCAGCAACGGCAGCUGGAGCAUGUUGAGGCCUGCCUGCCCACCUUCCUCCCCUCCCUCCCGCCCACCCCCCCGGUGCACGGCGGUGGGGGUGACACGGUCCACGCCGAGCCCGCCCGUCGCCCCCGCGCCCCUGGCCAGGAGAACUGCGCCGAGCCCAACGCCGUUCCGAGGUACAUCAGCAGCGCCGAACUGGAGUCGCUGUCGUCCUACAUGCGCGGCCGCCUGACCGCGGACCGCGUGAACCAGUCGCUGGACGAGCUGGCGGCGCACGCGGCACGCAAUGCCGCGCUGGUCCUGGCCGCGAGGCGGGGGCGGGUGGCGGGCGCGGACAAGAGGCACGGCAUGUGGCUGGCCUACUCUGUCGCGGUGAUGGAAGGAGGGAUCAAGGAGCCCCUGCGUGGCCAGCGCUGGGUCCUGGAGUCCGACCUGAAGACAGGCAACGCCCUGAAGCUGGACAAGAGCGGGAAGGCCAUCCUCACUGUUCUGCGACACCUGGGACGAAUCUCCGAGGCCCGGGUGUCGGUGGAGGGGACCACCCUCCUGGCCAUCCUCCUGCAGGACUGA